Messenger RNA from Sorghum bicolor (sorghum), 1596 nucleotides. RefSeq names its product COMPASS-like H3K4 histone methylase component WDR5B. Gene Ontology annotation, molecular function: protein binding. The transcript has 2 exons. NCBI's taxonomy places the organism in Eukaryota, Viridiplantae, Streptophyta, Magnoliopsida, Poales, Poaceae. The record is from RefSeq and is a predicted model, not a curated record. Bases 121 to 1110 code for a protein of 329 amino acids.
UGUUUUGUCCGUUUUGUGCUAGUACCACAGCAGACCUAGCUAGCGAAUAGUGCCGCAGAGAAUCCGGCCCGAUUCAGUUUCCCAUCGCGUGGAGAGGGGGCGGCGUUGCCGUUACCGACCAUGUCGCAGCCGCCGGCGCCGGCGCCGCCGUAUCGGCCGUAUAGGCAGGUGCGGGAGGCGACGCCCCACAGCCGGGCGGUCUCCUGCGUGCGGUUCUCCCCCUGCGGGCGCCUCCUCGCGACAGCGUCCCUCGACGGAACGGUCGCGCUGCUCUCCCCGUCCUCGCUCUCCGUAAUCGCCGUCCUGCGCGGCCACUCCGACGGCGUCUCCGACCUGUCCUGGUCCACGGAGUCGUACUACCUCUGCUCCGCCUCCGACGACCGCACCAUCCGCAUCUGGGAUAUCCGGCCCGUCCUCGCCGGCGGCGCCCAGGCCGCCGCCGCCGACCCCGGCGCCGACCGCUGCAUCCGCGUGCUCAAGGGGCACACCAACUUCGUCUUCAGCGCCAACUUCAACCCGCAGACCAGCUCGCAGAUCGCCUCCGGGGGAUUUGACUGUACCGUGCGCAUUUGGGACGUCAAGAACGGCCGAUGCACCCGCGCCAUCGAAGCGCACUCCGAGCCCGUCACCUCCGUGCAUUUCAUUAGGGACGGAUCCAUCGUUGUAUCAGGAAGCCAUGACGGGAGCUGCAAGAUUUGGGACGCCAAGACCGGGGCUUGCCUCAAGACGGUCAUCGAUGAAAAGAAGCCCGCGGUCUCCUUCUCCAUGUUCUCGCCCAAUGGCAAGUUUAUCCUUGUCGCCAUGCUCGAUAAUUCACUGAAGCUAUGCAAUUUUGCUACCGGCAAGUUCUUGAAGGUAUACAGUGGACAUGUGAACAGACAAUACUGCAUCCAGUCUGCGUUCUCUGUUACGAAUGGGAAGUACAUUGUCAGUGGAUCAGAAGACAACUGCGUGUAUAUAUGGGACCUCCAAGGGAGAAAUAUUCUUCAGAAACUAGAAGGCCAUACAGACACUGUCAUCUCGGUAUCCUGCCAUCCAACAGAGAACAAGAUUGCUUCUGGUGGCCUAGAUAAUGAUAGGACUGUAAGAUUAUGGGUUCAAGAUAGUUGAUCAACAUGCUGGUGUGAAGUUUGCUCAGACCAGACCUAAACAGUGCUUGGCUAUCAAUGAGGAAUAUGUCUGCUUCCCAUGGAUUGCUCUUCCAGAUACGUUUACAACCUUAAUUACACAUAUCGCAAAAAAGACAUUAACCAUGAAAGCUUUGUUUUAAUCAAAUGUGUCAUCCUAAGUUGUCAACGUGGACAAAUCAGCAUUUGUCCUAAUGUUGUGAUAUGUUAUGCCCAACGGUUGUAUUCCAUUCAUAUUAGUGCUUGUAGUUUGCAAAGUUCACCCCUGUAAGAUGCAAGAUACUCUGCUGUUAGCUGUCUAGAAGGCACGUCGCUUAGAUUACUUGUUUGCUGAUGUCAAUAGAUUGGCAUUUCUGCCAAAGCUCUAGAAAGUAUAAGAGGUUUUAACAGCUAUUUGUAUCUUUCUAAAUGGUUCUUGAGUUUAUUCGCUAGUCUGAAAAAUCAUAACUGAAAAUAUUGUUUGUUGAUU